AUGACAUUGCAGCCGUUUAGUGACGAGCAACUGAAUUUCUUUAAGUUCUCCUCGUUAGUAUUAAAUGAAUUUCCAAAAGCAUUGCGGCAGACCUUUAAAACCAUGUGGGACAACACCUAUGGAGGUCGCCCUGGUUUCCAGCUCUGGGACGAUUCAACUGCUGUGAGAAAUUUGUUUGCCACUACAGAUGGCGGCAGGACUAAAGUUCCUAUUCACCAGUCUUACAAUGACUGGGAUUGCACCAACCUGUUCCAGGCUACAAUAUUUGCGCAGUCUUUUGCCUCAUCAGCCAGCACAGGCUCCGUCACCAAACUCAGUGAUUUGUACGUGAAACCCCGUGCGCUACCUCAUGGUUGUUUCCACGCUUGUGUGCUCAGCCCGGGUGGAAACAAUCCAGAGACCUUUGCACUUGCCAUAGAUCAGCUUCGUCUUCUUAGGAAUUCAUUGUGUCACUCAACAAGUUCUGAGAUGGACAAACUGAGCUUUGACCAGCGCGUGAAAUACGCCAAAGAUGCGUUUAAAGCCCUUGGUGUCUCGACAGCCCAAAUCGACGCUGUUGGUACUUUGAAGGAGUCCGACUUUCCCACAAAUGAGGUUCGCAGAUUGGAAAUGGGACUAAUAGACGAGACUCGAGCGUACAUUAAAUUUCUAGAGGAAGUGAGUUUAGAUAUCAGUGAGAUAAAAGCGAUAUUGCACUCUAUAAAAGAGGCAAAGAAGAAAGACUCCGAACAUAUUGCUACAGGAGCACAAGCAGAGUACGCCACGAUUCUGGAGGGUGCAAGUUCAGAUAUCAAUGUUUUAAAGCAGAUGUGCGUGGAGAACACUGCCAGCAGUGGAGUUAUUGCCAGGUUGGAGGAAAGGAUAAAUGAGUUGAAAUCAGGACAAGAUGAACGUGAUGCACGAGCUGGAAAUUCAGGUAUGAAAUGACGGACUGAAACGAUAGCGGUAAAAGUUGAGCCACAUCGUGUAACGAUAACCUGUCUAGCCGGCGCUUGUAAGUAAUAUGGGCAAGAGAAAGAAAGGGGCGCCUUCUCUCUUGCGCUCAUAUUACUAAUUACAAGCGCCUGCUAUGCAGGCUCGUCUAACAACUUCCACGCAAAGGUCUAACCAUUUUCAGGGCAAGGGCGGCAUUUCUCUGUUAUUUUAAGCCCCCGAGUCAGACCUGCCCGGCCCUGGAGAUCGAACUUGCGACCUGUCGCUCUGCAGUCAAGCGCUCUACCGACUGAACUGGUCCUACCGCGGUUAAAUGCCACAAUAAUUGUACUUAAAAUGUUAUGAGCGUAGUGUUAUGUAAAAGGAAAUAUUUUGAUUAUCAAUAGGGAUUAAAACUUGAUCAGACACACUUGUCAUUUAUUUAUUUGAAAAGAAGUGGUUCCUAGCCUGCGCAGCUGGUGAUAUAAGUGCGCUUAAGUGCUACGUUUUAAGAUUCGAGUGCUUCGUUUGUCACGCUUUUCAGUACUUAAGACAAAAGAGUACUUGCGCGCGCUAAUCAAGACUGUAAGCCGGUAGAGUCGAGGCUUAGCAGGACUGGGGAAAGUAAACUACCAAAAAGGGAAUAGCCUCCUUCGCAGACGGUUCUGGGAUCAGAAAUGGAUGCCAAGGAUGCUGGCAGCCUAUAGCUCAUUCCAGCCAGUUACGCACCUUUGUUUAAGUCUUCAUCACUUAGCUUAUGGAUUAUGUUUUUCUUUCUUCCAAAAAAGACAUUUCUAACGGUGAUAGAUUCUAGAUUGAUCUUUAAUCCAAGUCGAUUUGUUUAUUUGUUUAGAUAUUUGCACUUAUCUUCUGAUUGGUCAGUCUACUUUCGUUUUUUUAAAGAUGUGAGGUCAUCGCUCCUUGGAGCUUCCCUUCCCUCAGUGGUUCCUAAUUUUACUGGGCGCCAGAGCGAGUGUGAAGAGAUCAUCGGACACGUGUCCUCCGAGUCUAUCCGACUGGUGUCAAUUUGGGGUACACCUGGAUUUGGAAAAACGUCGGUUGCGAUUGCGGUUGGACAUGCCCUCCAGUCUCAGGGAAUGCCUGUGUAUUGGGUCUCUCUAAGAGAAGUUCGUUCGAAAGCAGAUUUGGCUUCAAAAUUUCUUAGCCUUCUGAGGCAACCUACCACAAUAAAACAACCUUCUGGUCAGUGUCUAUCCAUCGAUGAAGAGGUCUGGCAACUUUUCAGCAGUGUUUCAAAUCCGUCUGCGUUUAUCCUUGAUAACUUCGAUGAUUGGUUAGAAAGCGGUUCGCCGAACGCAAAGGAAGAGGUCAUGCAACUUCUCGAGGAGAUUCUAAGGCAAAAUCAAAUGGUGACUUUCGUCGUGACCACAAGAGAGUCUCUUGAGUUUAUGGACCUGCAUUUUCAAGGUCAUAAGGGUUUAAGAAUAAGGCCAUUAGAUAAAGCCUCAGCUAAUACCAUAGUUUCUGAGUUGCUUCCAAAUGCAAGCACUGCAGACUGUACAAAAAUCGCACAAAUCUGCGGACAGGUUCCUUUAGCCAUAAAAUUAAUGUGUUCUUUGAUAUCUGAAGAUACUGCUCAACCACGCCAGAUUAUAGAUGACCUCAUGAUGUCCUCCACAGAAAACCGUAUCAUCGAAAUGUUAAACAAUCCAGAUUACCCAACUCGUCACCGAAUACAGUUCUUGUUUGAUUCUUCUUUCAAGAAACUCACCAUGCAAGAAAAAGAUGCACUUAUAUCCUUAAGCAUUCUUCCUGAGAGUUUCAGUACAGAAGUAGCUGCAGCCGUUUUAAGUGACACAGGGUCUAUGGAAGCCAGGAAGAUAUUAGGAAGCCUUCGAAGAAAGUCUUUCAUUGAUUCAAGCUCUAAACCGGGAUCUUUUACAAUGCACAGGCUCCUGCAAUCAUUUGCAAGAGAAAAAGGAGAAAAAGAGAUGACAUUAACGUUUCUGACCUCAAAGAGUCGUUUGAACGCGUUCUACGUUUCCCUUCUUGAGAAGCUUAAUGAACAAUUUCUUACCGGGAACUCAAUGGCAGCAUAUAUUGAAUUUUAUGAAAAUAAGAAGAUCAUCAUUGAAAGUGUAGUAAAGAGCUGUUUAGAUGCCGACAGAGCUGACAGCGUUUAUGAUGUACUGGUGAAAGGAGAGAUAUUUCUUGCCUCGCUCUUUUUCAAUGAAGCAAAAAACUUUAUUCACAUAUACGACACAGCCAUAAAGGCAGCCAAACAGCAAAAGGAAGGCACAUACUACAGACAACUACUUUCCUCCAGAGCUUUCGUUGAGGUGACCUGGGGACUGAAAGGAAAAACGAGACACCUUCUCUCAAAAGUGAACGACCUUCAAGCUGCAGCUUCCUUUGUUCCUAACCUGGAAAAGGGAAAAUACUUCUGCUAUAUGGGAAUCUAUCACUUUAUUACAGAUAAAACGAAGAAUGGAGUGUGGUUCUUAAAAGAGGCGCUAUUAUCACUUGAAAAUUGUAAAGACGCAGAAAAACGAAUUCUGGAGAUGGUUAUUUUUCAGAUACUUGCUGUUUAUUAUCAGUCCCUUAACGACCUCUCCAGUGCAAGUGCCUUUUGUGACAAAGCACUCCACCAAUGUAGCGUAAUGAGGGAUUUGCAACUGCUUAUUAUACCGUCAAUGAAAAACGAAAGUAAAGAAUCUAUCAGUGAAGUAAAACUUCAACAACACUCGGACAUCUUGCUUAGUCAACCACUGAAAUGUGAAAUUACCUUUCUAUUAAGCGAAGCAACAAAGACUUUUGCCGAUGCUGACACCAAGCAAUGUUUAAGCAAUUCGCUUCUCCAAAUCAUAGAGAAUAUCGAAAGAGAGGCUCAAAUUAGUCUCGGAUUGCUCACUUUUCAGAACGUUGCGACACAGUUAUUGUGGCUUUCAAGUAGUGAAGACCCUCAAACACUCUACACGUCCGGAAUAAAAUACUAUCAAACAGCCCUGACGCAAUACAAAGAAAGUUCCCCAAACAAAGACGAUAUUAACGAUGUUACUCAUUUACAAAAUGAAGCACAUGCAAGGGGUUUGUUAGGCUUAGGUAGAGUUUUCAUAAACAGAAAAAGCUAUCCAGAAGCACUUAAAGCAAACCAGCAAGCACUCGAGAUAUCACUAAGACUUUUAGGAGAAGAACAAGAAAGCAGUGCUGCAAGCUUUUGGCAAAUCGGUUUCACCCAACACGAAAUGCGCGACUACAGCUCAGCUCUUCAAUCUCAUCAACGUGCACUGGCUAUCCGCACUAAACAGUUUGGAGAAGAACAUGAAAGCACUGCUGACAGCUACGUCAGCGUCGGUUUAACACAACACGAAAUGCAAGACUACACUUCAGCUCUCCAAUCUUAUCAGCGUGCUUUGGCUAUUCUUAUUAAUGUGUUUGGAAAAGAACAUGAAAACACUGCUGACUGCUACUUUAACCUCGGUGCAACACAAUACGCAAUGCAUGACUACACCUCAGCUCUGAAAUCUCAUCAGCGUGCAUUGGCUAUCCGUAUUAAAGUGUGUGGAGAAGAACAUGAAAAAACUGCUGACACCUACAGGGAACUCGGUGUAACACAAUACGCAAUGCAUGACUACACCUCAGCUCUCCAAUCUCAUCAGCGUUCAUUGGCUAUCCGUAUUAAAGUGUUUGGAGCAGAACAUGAAAGAACUGCUGACAGCUACAAGGAACUCGGAGUAACACAAUACGCAAUGCAUGACUACACCUCAGCUCUCCAAUCGUAUCAGCGUGCAUUGGCUACCCGUAUUACAGUGUUUGGAGAAGAACAUGAAAGAACUGCUGACAGCUACAUGCAACUCGGUAUCACACAAUACUCAAUGCAUCACUAAACCUCAGCUCUCCAAUCUCAUCAGCGUGCAUUGGCUAUCCGUUUUAAAAUGUUUGGAGAAAAACAUAAAAGAACUGCUGACAGCUACAAGGAACUCGGUGUAACACAAUACGCAAUGUAUGACUACACCUCAGCUCUCCAAUCUCAUCAGAGUGCAUUGGCUAUCCGUAUUAACGUGUUUGGAGUAGAACAUGAAAGAACUGCUGAUAGCUACAGGGAACUCGGUGUAACACACUACGCAAUGCAUGACUACACCUCAGCUCUCCAAUCUCAUCAGCGUGCAUUGGCUAUCUGUGUUAACGUGUUUGGAGCAGAACAUGAAAGAACUGCUGACAGCUACACGGAACUUGGUGUAACACAAUACGCAAUGCAUGACUACACCUCAGCUCUCCAAUCUGAUCAGCGUGCAUUGGCUAUCCGUAUUAAAGUGUUUGGAGCAGAACAUGAAAAAACUGCUGACAGCUACUCGGAACUUGGUGUAAUACAAUACGCAAUGAAUGACUACACCUCAGGUCUCCAAUCUUAUCAGCGUGCAUUGGCUAUCCGUAUUAAAGUUUUUGGAGCAGAACAUGAAAAAACUGCUGACACCUAUAGGGAACUCGGUGUGACACAAUACGCAAUGCAUGACUACACCUCAGCUCUCCAAUCUCAUCAGCGUGCAUUGGCUAUCCGUAUUAAACUGUUUGGAGCAGAACAUGAAAGAACUGCUGACAGCUACAAGCAACUCGGUGUAACACAACACGAAAUGCAUGACUACACCUCAGCUCUCCAAUCUCAUCAGCGUGCAUUGGCUAUCCGUAUCAAAGUGUUUGGAGCAGAACAUGAAAGCACUGCGGACAGCUACUUCAACCUCGGUGUAACACAACAUCAAAUGCAUGACUACACCUCAGCUCUCCAAUCUCAACAGCGUGCAUUGGCUAUCCGUAUUACAGUGUUUGGAGAAGAACAUGAAAGAACUGCUGACAGCUACAUGCAACUCGGUGUAACACAACACGAAAUGCAUGACUACACCUCAGCUCUCCAAUCUCAUCAGUGUGCAAUUGCUAUCCAUACUAAAGUGUUUGGAGAAGAACAUGAAAGAACUGCUGACAGCUACAGGCAACUCGGUGUAACACACUGCGCAAUGGACGACUACACCUCAGCUCUCCAAUCUCAUCAGUGUGCAAUUGCUAUCCAUACUAAAGUGUUUGGAGAAGAACAUGAAAGAACUGCUGACAGCUACACGCAACUCGGUGUAACACAAUACGCAAUGGACGACUACACCUCAGCUCUCCAAUCUCAUCAGCGUGCAUUGGCUAUCCGUAUUAAAGUGUUUGGAGAAGAACAUGAAAGAACUGCUGACAGCUACAGGCAACUCGGUGUAACACACUGCGCAAUGGACGACUACACCUCAGCUCUCCAAUCUCAUCAGUGUGCAAUUGCUAUCCAUACUAAAGUGUUUGGAGAAGAACAUGAAAGAACUGCUGACAGCUACAGGGAACUCGGUGUAACACAAUACGCAAUGCAUCACUACACCUCAGCUCUCCAAUCUCAUCAGCGUGCAUUGGCUAUCCGUAUUAAAGUGUUUGGAGAAGAACAUGAAAUUACUGCUGACAGCCACAGGGAACUCGGUGUAACACAGUACGCAAUGCAUGACUACACCUCAGCUCUCCAAUCUCAUCAGCGUGCAUUGGCUUUCCGUAUUAAAGUUUUUGGAGCAGAUCAUGAAAGCACUGCUGACUUCUACUUUAACGUAGGUACAACAAAAUACAAAAUUCGUGACUACACCUCAGCUCUCCAAUCUCAUCAGCGUGCAUUGGCUAUCCGUAUUAAAGUGUUUGGAGAAGAACAUGAAAGAACUGCUGACAGCUACAGGGAACUCGGUGUAACACAAUACGUAAUGCAUGACUACGCCUCAGCUCUUCAAUCUCAUCAGCGUGCAUUGGCUAUCCGUAUUAAACUGCUCGGAGAAGAAUAUGAAAGUACGGCUGACAGCUACUUUAACCUCGCUGUAACACAACACCAAAUGCAUGACUACGCCUUAGCUCUCGAAUCUCAUCAGCGUGCAUUGGCUAUCUGUAUUAAACUGUUUGGAGAAGAACAUGAAAGAACUGCUGACAGCUACACGCAACUCGGUGUAACACAAUGCGCGAUGGACGACUACACCUCAGCUCUCCAAUCUCAUCAGCGUGCAUUGGCUAUCCGUAUAAAAGUUUGUGGAGAAGAACAUGAAAGAAUUGCUGACAGCUACAGGGAACUCGGUGUAACACAAUACACAAUGCAUGACUACGCCUCAGCUCUCCAAUCUCAUCAGCGUGCAUUGGCUAUCUGUGUUAAAGUGUUUGGAGAAGAACAUGAAAGAACUGCUGACAGCUACAGGGAACUCGGUGUAACACAAUACGUAAUGCAUGACUACACCUCAGCUCUGCAAUCUCAUCAGCGUGCAUUGGCUAUCCGUAUCAAAGUGUUUGGAGCAGAACAUGAAUGCACUGCGGACAGCUACUUCAACCUCGGUGUAACACAACAUCAAAUGCAGGACUACACUUCAGCUCUUCAAUCUCAUCAGCGUGCACUUGCUAUCCGGAUUACAGUGUUUGGAGAAGAACAUAAAAGAACUGCUGACAGCUACAGGCAACUUGGUGUA
This is a messenger RNA of Porites evermanni, 7382 nucleotides long. Lineage: Eukaryota; Metazoa; Cnidaria; Anthozoa; Scleractinia; Poritidae. The record is from the annotation of a GenBank genome assembly.